CGGCUCUGUGCUUCCGCGUUGGGCAGUCAUGUGAGUGGGUAGGAAGCACAGAGGGGCCCGGGAGUGAGUGAGUGAGUGGGUCGGGAUGGGGUCGGACACGGAGGUGGCGCUGCUGUGCGGGCGGCUGGAUGCGCUAACACUGCGCCUGAUGGAGGAGCUGGAGAGUCUGCGGGACAAGCGGGAAGCGCUCAACCAACACAUUGAGCAGGGCUGGCUGUGCCUCUCCCAGGCCCGAUACUCUAUGGGGAACAAGCGUGUGGGCUCCCUGCACUACCGACCCGACAUGGCGCCCCUCACCCUGGUACAGAGCCGCGCUGCAGAGGAGGAGGGACACACCCAGUUCCAUAUAAAGCGCCAGGAGGCGGAGUCUCAGAAUGUGGAGGAAAUCGGCUCAUUGGAUCAGCCAGGGCUGAGGCACCGCAGGGGCCCCACUGACCCCCCAAAGCCUCCCAGGGGCCACACGGAGAGCCCGGGGCAGGACCCGCUGCGCUGGUUCGGGGUGUUGGUACCGCAGAGUCUGCGCCAGGCCCAGAGCACAUUCCGAGAGGGAAUCCUAUUGGCUGCUGAAGUGGCCUCAUUGCAGAGCAGCGUCGAUACGACCCAGAGAGAGUGGCGCCUCCUACUGGCUGAGAAACAGCAGCUGUUGGCUCAGAGAUACUCAGGGGCGGAGCCAGGCCUGGCACACUGAUUGGAUACUGGCAAAUAGCACGGGGAGGUGUGACCCAAUGGCCUGAGGCCCCAGAGCCCCUCCCCUCCGUGCUGCUCCUGAGUGCUCAUUGCGCUGCUAUUCAAUAAAGUCUCUUGUACUGAA
This is a messenger RNA of Xenopus tropicalis (tropical clawed frog), 811 nucleotides long. It is a transcript of the gene vma22, whose product is annotated as vacuolar ATPase assembly factor VMA22. The record is from RefSeq and is a predicted model, not a curated record. The coding region runs from base 86 to 688 and encodes 200 amino acids. Lineage: Eukaryota; Metazoa; Chordata; Amphibia; Anura; Pipidae. Gene Ontology annotation, cellular component: endomembrane system; endosome; COPI-coated vesicle. The transcript has 5 exons. Gene Ontology annotation, biological process: vacuolar proton-transporting V-type ATPase complex assembly.